UGUCCAAUCCGCCACAAGUGCGUUGUCGAUCUUGACACUGCUCGAUAGCGUUGUGCGAUAUUGCACAAGUCUGAAGCUAAAUAUUGAAGAAGGCAAUCAUGAAAAACGAAGAUCACGAACAUUGGGCCGACGACUCUCCGAUGUGGCAAGCAUACGGGUCUGCUGCACCAGGUUAUGAUGCCAACAAUGGCCUUCACUCUCACACAUACCAUCCUCCACACAAUGUGCUACAACAGGGCUCCCACCCUCAACCUCCCGUCUAUCAGGCCUAUCCUGCAGCUGGAAGUCUCGAGCCUCAAUAUUACGCGCAAGGCUCCCAUUACAUGACAUACCCGACUGGCCACUACCUUCCUGUUGCCCCUGCCUGGCCACAGCAAUCAGCAGUUUAUGUGACUGGCUAUCACGCGGUAUCGACGCCUCAAUCGAACGUCUACUACGGUCGUACAAAAGCCCAAGUCGAUGAAGACAACAUGAAACUAGCGGCACGUGAGGGCGCCAAUGAUCCGCGUAAGAUCCAACCGGUGGGUGUGAAAGACUCCCAAUACUUCUGGGUCAGACAGGCCGGUCACGACGACGACUUGUGCACGUUCAUGGCCAUCAAAGAGAUGGAAGGGGAAUGGAAGCGGAAUGCCCAGUACGAGGGCGGCUUAUAUUUCGAGCGGGCUCCCAAAGUCAAAAAGAGCAGCAAGUCGAAGAAGGCUUGAAUGGGAACGGAAGAUAUUGGGCUUCUGAACAACGAAAUCGCUUGUUUUGAUGAGCACAGUAGGUUCGAGACGGAGAGUCAGGUAGCUUGUGAGGUAUCCAGUAUGUGUUGCCCACAGACAGAUGGUC
Molecule: messenger RNA, 831 nt
Organism: Dissoconium aciculare CBS 342.82
Lineage: Eukaryota; Fungi; Ascomycota; Dothideomycetes; Mycosphaerellales; Dissoconiaceae
Exons: 2
Coding region: 99-704 (201 amino acids)
Source: RefSeq, a predicted model, not a curated record